AUGACUUUCCGGGCAGCAUACGCUGUCAAGGCACAACACAAAUGGGGUCUCAGUGGCACACCGCUCAGCAACAGGAUUGAAGAGCUAUACUCUUACACAAAACUCAUCGGUUGCACAAAUAUCACAAGCUUUCAGGAGUUUAAAGAAGUGUAUGUGCUUUCAAGCGAUGCAAAAGAUAGGAUCGAUGUUCUCAUGACCAACAACAGCUAUCGAAGGUGGCUGGACAUCAUAUUCGACACUGACGACAACGCAAGAACCGGCAACAAAAAGUAUGUUGGUCACAUGCGGUACAGGCAGUUGGUGUCGCACGCCUAUUCCCUGGAGUCUUUCCUCCGGGAUGACGGUCCGAACGGCGUAUCCGUGGACGAGCUGCAGGUGCUGCUUGAGAUGGUGCGAAAGGUCGAGGAGCAGCCAAGGACACCUAGCACUCUUGAUCAAAUUGGAUGCUGGUCUGAGCGACAAGUCAACCAUGAUGCAAGGUCUUCUAGCGUGGCCAGACCGAAGACCCUUAACCCAUUUGGCAGUUCGGAGUUUGGAACACGGUGCUGCCCCUUCGCGCCGCUCAUUGAAAUGAUCAUCGAUUAUCACCAAAUACGAGCCACAGGCUGCUCAAAGUGCGAUGGUCCCGUUUCUGAUCCUCAGAAAGCACAAGCAUGUGGUCAUUAUAUCUGCGGCGGUUGUCUAACCGAGUGGCUCAAAACCGAACAACGCACUAAGUGUCCUCGCUGCAAUACUCCGACACCGUUCCUCAAGAUAAUAACCCUCGGUACGCUGGAGACUCAAUUUGACGCCCAAGAGCAAGCAAGGGAAGGCGAGAUCAAAAGCUCAUUGAAGAGGAAGCGGGCAAGCCGACCGAACUUCAACCGCAGAGGUGGGCGAGCGGCUCAACAAGCUCGCCGAUCAGCCACCGACCCUAGUGACCGUCGUGUCGGACAAGACAACCAAGGCGUGACGCCUUUACUUGCACCCCGCGAUACUACCUUUAUCAAGGCAGCUUGCGUCUUGAACAACAGAAUGCCGGCCGCGGGCUCGAAGCUCACGGCAGUCAAGGACACUCUGCUCAGAUGGCAGAGAGAUUUCCCAAAAGACAAGUGCAUCAUCUUUGUGCAAUUCGUCAAAACACUUCUGAUGACAGGCAUCAUGCUCCAGCUUGAAGGCAUUGACUUCGUCUACACCUAUGGCAAAAUGUUGUCAAAGCAAAAGUCGAAGGCCAAAAAUAUAUUCGAGACUGAACCGACUGUCAAGGUCCUGGUCGCAACCAUGGGAACAUGUAGCGAAGGCCUCAACUUGACGUGCGCCAAUCGUGUCAUUGUUGUUGACGCUUGGUGGAACAGUGCGAGGGAGCAGCAGUCAUUCGGCCGUGUCGUCCGCACUGGACAAUGCAAAGAGACGUACUGCGUGAGGCUGAAAUCGCCGAAUUCAAUUGACGACAAGAUUGAGAGGAUUCAGACCAGCAAGAAUGAGGUCGUGGACUGUGCCGUCCAGGAUGACGGGCACGACCCCUUUACUCUCUCCGAGCUUGGCGUCAUGAAUCUGCUCAACCCUGAGAAAUACCUGCAACUCUGCAAAGAAACUCUAUCGAAGAUCAAGAACCUAAAGGAGGCCGAACUUGCGAAGUGA
Molecule: messenger RNA, 1620 nt
Organism: Verticillium alfalfae VaMs.102
Lineage: Eukaryota; Fungi; Ascomycota; Sordariomycetes; Glomerellales; Plectosphaerellaceae
Exons: 8
Coding region: 1-1620 (539 amino acids)
Molecular function (GO): ATP binding; ATP-dependent chromatin remodeler activity; metal ion binding
Source: RefSeq, a predicted model, not a curated record